AUGUCUUCCCUACCGGCUCCCUCCACGGCCGCAAACCCGUUACCAACUGUGCCUGAGACUCCGGCCCAACUUACUCCCGCCGAGCCUGAUAGAGCUGGAAAUGUUGCUCCAACCUCGUCAUCCGCUCCUCGAGCUUCUCUGGAUGCCCCGGUCACCGAGGUCCCACUGGAAGGCGCACCUCGAUCCUCUAAGAAGGAUAAACAGGAGAAGCGCAAAAAGAGCUCAAAGGAGGGCCGCGCUUCGGACAAGGAUUCGAGCUCCCAUAAGGGUUCUGCCUCGAAAUCCUCAGCCUCUCAGGCCACCACCACCAAGGCCUUAAAGUCUCCAGACCCGGCCAAGGCCCAGGCCACCGUGCCACUGGCGCCUUCGGCUUCAAAGAGGUCCCGUGCGAGGUCCCCGGACGGAGGACACUCGGCCGCCAAGCGCCACCGUUCUGAAAAACGGGAUACAGACGGGUCCAGACAUAAGGAGACUCCCCGAGAGCCAUCGGAUGCCGAUCGGAGGCCUUCAGAUCCUCGCUCCGCGGCUAGAGCCUCCCAGACAGCCGAGGCCGUCGACACUCAUCCCGGGCGCCAAAACACUCCUCCAUCUGGAUCUCGGCCCCUCUCGACGUUCCGUCAUGCUCCGGAGGACAUUAUUGUAGACCUUUCUGAGCCGGCGUCACCUGCCAGCCCGAGAGAGGACAGGCGAUCCCCCACCCCGAUGCCCGAGUCGAUGGUCCACCGGGCCUUAGUACACCGUGCCGCUUCGCCAUCUCCUCCGCGCCCCUCCGAGGUCGACUAUUUCUACGAUGAGGUGACGGACACCUACUACAUGGCUGUUCCUCGCGACUCCAUCAAGUCCCACUCCAGGCCACCUGCUGAGAGACCUAGACCACGUGCAUCCUCUAGGCCAUCCCGCGCGCCUAGCCGCGUUUCGGUAGCCACUGAUCUGGAGGUCGUUGAUCUGGAGUCAAGACAGGAGACAUCCUCUCAGGCUCACUACCGCCCUGCAGACGACUCGGAUGCCUCUUCUGAAGACAACUAUCGGCCUUCCAAUCAGGAGUUCGCCCAACCGGGUGCAGUGUCCCCCUCGGACGACGUACGCACAUUUGCCGAACAUGUGAUCAAGAUGGGCAACGCUCUCGAUAUCCAGUUCGCCCAGACAGAAGACGAGGCCUCUGAUCCCAUUGAGAGGAGGAUUCAUGGCAAGCUCCCCACUCCACCUGCCAUCCCUCUGCUCCCUUCAUUGGAGAAGCUAGCCAGACGCUCAUGGGCAGCCCCAGCAUCGACAGCUGCUAGUAACAGGAAGAUUGAAUCCCUGUACAGAGUGGCUCCGCGCCCAACAUGGCUACUUGAACAUCCGCGCCAGAACUCGGCCAUCGUGGAGGGCUCCCAGCGCGCCUCCACUCCUAAAGCUUCCUUGAUGCCGUCGGACAGAGAGGCUAAGAAAAUCGACGCCCUCGCAAAAAAGGCCUACUUCUCUUCGGCCCUGGGGAUGAGAGUAGCCAAUUACAACGCAUGUAUGGGCGCAUACAUACAAUGGCUCAUGGAGAAGAUCUCCCCUCUCAUUCCUGACCUUCCCGACGACUCCCAAGGCAUCCUCUCAGAGGUCCGAGACGAGGCUCAUUCAAUUGGCAGCUGGAUCAUCACAUCGGCAAGACAUUCCACUGACUGUGCCGCGAAAUCCAUGUCAGCAGCCAUCGCCUUGCGGAGACAUGCAUGGUUGAGGUCCUCCGACCUAAACCAAAAUGCUCGCUCCACAAUCGAGGACAUGUCCUUCGAUGAAGAUGGCCUCUUCCACCGCGAAACGGACGAGAAGUUGAACUUCAAGUAUAGGAUGAGGACUGCGGCCAAGAAACACGGGCCUGUGGUUUGCGACGAUCGACCUAAAGGACGCCUACUUCCACGUCAGCAUCCGCGAGAGCCACCGCAGGUUCUUGGCCUUUGCCGUCGGGACCAACGCCUACAAGUACAACGUCCUUCCCUUCGGGCUGUCCACAGCCCCUCGAGUUUUCACCAAGUGCAUGGCACCUGUAGUAUCCCAUCUACAUCGCCGGGGCAUCAGAGUCUUCCCGUACCUGGACGACUGGUUGCUGGUGGCGCCAUCGGACCAAGAGCUCAGCCGUCACAUUGCCGAAACCUUAGAGCUCCUGCAAAGUCUGGGACUGGUCGUGAACCUCGAGAAGUCUCAACUACUGCCCUCCAGAAUCAUAAGGUUCGUCGGCUCGACCCUCGAUUCAAACACUUGUGUCGCAUCCUUGCCCUCCGACCGUUUUCUAACUCUCACCCGAGCCAUCGGAAGAUGUGUCGGCCGAAGAAGAAUAGUUGCCAGGGACGUCCAGGUAGCCCUAGGACAUAUGGCGUCAACCACAUUCGUAACACCGUGGGCAAGACUCCGGUCCCGACCUCUCCAGUCCUGGUUUCUUUCUGUCUUCGACCCAGAGACGGACCACCCGUCACGUCACCUCACGAUCCCGAGACCAGUCGCUCGCUCCCUCCGCUGGUGGCUCGACUCCCGGAACGUUUGCGCCGGCAUGCCUUUUUCUCAACCCCAGCCCGAGGUUGUGCUGACCACCGACGCAUCAGAGGACGGAUGGGGAGCCCACACCACGGACUUGUGGGCCAAGGGACAGUGGUCCCAGGACGAAAAGAGGCUUCACAUCAAUGCCCUGGAGCUACUGGCGGUACAGAAGGCUCUAAGGGUCUUCGAAUCCUCUCUAUCCGACAAGGUGGUUCAGCUCAGGACAGACAACACCACCGUCAUGUAUUACCUGAACAAACAGGGAGGAACCAGAUCUCGUACACUACUCAACAUCACACUCGAGGUCUGGGAUUGGUGCAUAGACCGGAACAUCCUACUCCAAGCAGUGCACCUGCCGGGUGUCCAGAACGACCUGGCGGACCUUCUCAGCAGGUCUCCGUCCCAAUGCCACGAGUGGAGACUCCACCCCGAUACGGUGCUCGACCUCUUCAGUCGGUGGGGAACCCCACAAAUAGACUUGUUCGCGACUGUCCACAACACCCAUUGUCCCCAGUUCUGCUCCCGAACGCCGAACGAACAAUCCCUCGGGGACGCGUUCGGGUUCCUCUGGUCGGGGGUUAUGCUGUACGCGUUUCCCCCCUUUCCACUGAUCACCAGGACAGUCUCCAAAAUGACAUCGGAUGCCUCGGAUGCCAUCCUGAUCACUCCGUGGUGGCCGGGACAGCCUUGGUUCCCCUGUCUCCUCCACCUAUCCCAGACCAACUUCCUCCGGAUCGAACACAGACCGGAUCUCCUCACGGUUCAAGAGGGUCGGGUUCGACACCCGGACAUCGACACCCUGCCCCUGGUAGCGUGGAGGAUCCAUCCCUAGCACGGCUACCGUCUCCCGUGCGCAGAGUCAUUCUCGCCGCCCACAAGCCAGCUACUCAAAAGUCCUAUGCUUCGAAAUGGAACAGGUUCACCAGGUUCCUAGCAAGCAGGCAACUGUCUCCAACUCAAGUCACGACACCGGUGGUCCUGGACUUUUUGAUGUCUUUGAUUGACUCAGGCCUUUCUCUCACCUCCGUCAAGUGUUACUUGUCGGCCAUUUGUUCUUCCUUUCAGUUUAAUGGCAAGCCUUCCUUUUUCAAGGACCCCUUGGUUGUUUCUAUGUUUCACAUGUGCCAAGACAUUGUCCUCCCGACGCUGGCCCCGAACCCAACCACCGAUGCCGAGCGAGCUCUGCACACCUUGGACGUUCGUAGGGCCCUGGCUUUCUACCUCGACAGGACUAGAGACUCUAGCCGCUCCGAAAGACUGUUCCAGUGCUAUUCGGAGUCCAAAAAAAGGACUGCCUGUGUCGGCUCAGAGACUCUCCAACACCAGGGAGGCCAGGUGCCCACCUCCAAAGGGGUGCUGGUCCUGCUGCGCUGCCCCACACGCCACCCGCCAAAUGUCAUCCCUAUGGGCAUAAGGUACAAGGACGUGGUGAUGAGGGUGAUGUGCUCCAAUUCCUCCUUCAUGAAUCCUGCUUUGUCCCUUUUGCUCAUCAUUGCUAAAUGUCCUGUAACAAAUGCUUUGCACUUGGAGGCUUGA
Sceloporus undulatus (fence lizard) is the source of this 4038-nucleotide messenger RNA. RefSeq lists its product as uncharacterized. The transcript has 4 exons. Gene Ontology annotation, molecular function: DNA binding. Gene Ontology annotation, biological process: DNA integration. The coding region runs from base 1 to 4038 and encodes 1345 amino acids. The record is from RefSeq and is a predicted model, not a curated record. Lineage: Eukaryota; Metazoa; Chordata; Lepidosauria; Squamata; Phrynosomatidae.